Messenger RNA from Kwoniella shivajii, 846 nucleotides. RefSeq lists its product as uncharacterized. The coding region runs from base 1 to 846 and encodes 281 amino acids. The transcript has 7 exons. The record is from RefSeq and is a predicted model, not a curated record. Lineage: Eukaryota; Fungi; Basidiomycota; Tremellomycetes; Tremellales; Cryptococcaceae.
AUGAAGAUCCAAGACAAAUCGUUCGUUAUCACUGGAGGCUGUGGUUCCAUUGGAGGAACGGUAGCGUGUCACAUUCUUGCGAAAGGUGGUUACGUGGUGGUAUUUGACGUUCUGCCCGUGGACCAAGGGACAGCAAAGGUUAAGUCCUACCACCCGGACCGGGCGUUCUAUAUACAGGUCAGUAUCGAUAAUGCAGAGAAACUCGAGGAAGCCUGCGCCGAGACUCUACGGAUCGUACCAAAGGGCUCGCUAUAUGGAGCCAUCCAUGCUGCUGCGAUCGCACCGGGCAGAAAAUGGAGCAACAAACUAAAAGAUAGCAUUUCCGACUUUGCCAGAGUCUUGCAGAUCAACGCGUUUGGCACAUUCGCCGUCAAUGCUUGUAUUGCUGACGCAAUCAAUUCGCAAUACCCAGACGAUGGUCCAUUUGCCCCUCGGGUCGAAGAGGAGAGAGGCUGCAUUGUUAACAUAUCUUCCGCCGUUGCCCACCCCGUCCCAGCAAGAUGUAUUACUUACGGUCCAACGAAGACUGCGGUGAUCGGCAUUUCACAAGGUAUGGCCGACUUCCUGGGUCCAUAUGGCAUUCGUGUCAACACUGUCUCUCCAGCGGUAGUGGCUUCGUCCAUUAUGGGACCUGACCGGAUUCCUUACUUCAAAUCUGAGCUUGAGGCCGGCGCUAUCUUCCCCCGACGAGUAUCUGAGCCAGAUGAGGUGGCCACGGGCAUCGUUUUCUUGUUGGAGAACUCUAUGAUGAACGAUUAUGAGCUCCGAAUCGAUGGUGGAUGGAGAGGCGGCAGCAACUGGGCUGGACCAAAAGAUCCACGAUCCAACGCUCUUUCUUUGGAAUAG